GGCGCGCCCCUGACGGCGGUUGAAAGAUGGCGACUGUCGCCGAGCUCAAGGCUGUUUUAAAGGACACCUUGGAGAAAAGAGGAGUAUUAGGGCAUUUAAAAGCAAGGAUCCGAGCUGAAGUUUUCAAUGCCCUGAAUGAUGAAAGUGAACCCCGACCGCCGUUGUCUCAUGAAAACCUUCUAAUUAAUGAAUUAAUUCGGGAGUAUUUGGAAUUCAACAAAUAUAAGUAUACAGCAUCUGUCCUCAUAUCAGAAUCUGGUCAGCCGGUAGUACCAUUGGACAGACAGUUUCUCAUUCGGGAACUAAAUGCAUUUGAAGAAUCAAAGGAUAACACAAUACCUCUUUUAUAUGGAAUUUUAGCUCAUUUCUUGCACGGAACUAAGGAGGACCUCCAAAAUCCAUUUUCGAGAGGGUCUUCACUUCAGCCUCCAAACCCAGAUCUUGGCAGACAACCUAGCGGAAGAAGGCAAAGGGAUGUGACCACCUAAGAAAGGAGAAGUGGAGUAUUAAUGAUAUUGAGGAUCCUCUUGUUUCUCAAGCAGUAAAGAGAUGACAUUUCCAUCUGGGGCGUCUUUUGUCUUAAAAUUACAUUUUUAUAACGUGGAGUCUCCAGACCGAUAUCCCUGACAACACCUGUUACAAUAGCGCCCGGUUGGCCGGAAGUCGCAAAGCGUGUCCUGGGCGUGAACUGCGCGGGCUCCGUUUACUGACCGCGUUUAGCUUGAACAUUUUCCACAGGGAAAGUGAUCACGGCUGGAGCUGGAAAAAAUGGCGUCCUCUUCAGGGUGCGGACUCUGUGCUGCCUGUGGAAAUUACCGACACUUAUCAUUGACUUUCUGUGCGGUGGUCAGCGUUCAGUCCUUACACCUUAACCAAGAAUUUUUAUCUGAGUGCCAAAAGUUUAAAGAAGUCCCCUCAAGACAUACUUGACAAGUGAGAGGAUUUUGCGAGGCCCUAUUGACGAGCUAGAAUUACUUACAUAGAGAAGUGCCAUCAGGGCUCCUUUCCAUUUUUAAAAUUAAAUCUGUAAUCUAUGGUAACAGUCACGAAUUCCAUUGUAUUGGGUGUGGGGAUGUGAACAUCUGAAUUCUUCUCAGAAGACUUGGUUUACAUGCAAAGAUGUUGGCAAUGGACGCUAAGUUUACCUCAGGAAUUACAAUCAUGCAGGACUAGAUUAAGAAAAAAUUCUGGACUUUAUCAUUUUGGAUACUGAUAUAAACUCAUCACAAUAGAAGCUGAACAGAAUUGUCGCGUGUAGUCGAUAGUGCUUUUGUAUGCAUUGUCCUGUCAUUUGUUUGUACC
Messenger RNA from Puma concolor (puma), 1302 nucleotides. It is a transcript of the gene CEP20, whose product is annotated as centrosomal protein 20. The record is from RefSeq and is a predicted model, not a curated record. Gene Ontology annotation, cellular component: ciliary basal body; centrosome; motile cilium. Gene Ontology annotation, molecular function: protein binding. NCBI's taxonomy places the organism in Eukaryota, Metazoa, Chordata, Mammalia, Carnivora, Felidae. Gene Ontology annotation, biological process: microtubule anchoring; cilium assembly.